AUGAGCUCUGAUGAUAUGCUGGGCAUGUCGCGCCGCGCUCGGCCAGGAUCGGCGCCUCAGGGAGUGGGGCCCGAUGCCGCGUGGGGGCCGGCAGGCGGAGGCGACCGCGGCCUCAAAAGCCGAGAGAAUCUAUCGGUGGUAAAGCAAACUUUGCCUCCCAAAGCACCUGGGCAGCCUCAGCAAAUUUCAGAGAUCCUGGGCGACCCUGAAGCAUCGCUGGAGAGGCUGCUCAAAGAAACCAUUGCUCCAGAAGGAGCGAAGAAAACAGCGGAAGCUCUGAAUGCGAUUAAGGUUGAGCGGGCCGGAAAUACGUACUACGAGUAUCAAUGGCGCACGACCUUCCCGUCGGGCGCAAAGCUACGGAGCUUCAGUAGCUGUGCGCUGGGGCCUGCCGACCGACGAGGCAAUCGAAACCUGUACACCCUCACUGCCGUUCUACCUGAGUCGGAGGUGGUUGAUGGCCAGGGAGCAGCGCCUUUAAUUCCUGAAAUCAUUGAAGGAUUUAUCGUCCAGCCAGAAUCGGAUUGA
Molecule: messenger RNA, 528 nt
Organism: Symbiodinium necroappetens
Lineage: Eukaryota; Dinophyceae; Suessiales; Symbiodiniaceae
Source: the annotation of a GenBank genome assembly